GUCGUAGUUAAGAAUUAUCUCGAGUUUCUCAAAGAGGCUGUGUGUAGGGCUCAGUCUUGCCACGACUAAGUAAUGAAUUGUCAAGAGAAGGUCUACCAUGGAGGGAGUUCUCUAUAAAUGGACCAACUAUAUUAGCGGUUGGCAGCCUCGUUGGUUUGUUCUUGAGGGAGGCACUCUUUCUUACUAUGACUCGCAAGAAGAUGCAUGGAAAGGAUGCAAGGGCAGCAUCAAAAUAUCUGUGUGUGAAAUACAGGUUCACCCGUCGGAUUUCACAAGGGUUGAUCUGAUCAUUCCAGGAGAACAAUACUUUUAUCUCAGGGCGAUUAAUGCAGCAGAGAGACAGAAAUGGCUUGUGGCAUUAGGGACUGCAAAAGCCUGUCUCACAGACAACCGGACCAAGAGAGAGAAGGAGCUCCAGGAAAACACAGAGGCUCUGAAAACAAAAAUGUCUGAGCUAAGGCUUUACUGUGACCUUCUCCUUCAGCAAGUGAACAAAAUUCAAGAAAGUUCUGUAGCAGAGACAACAGCUGAUUUGGGGGAGGCAGGGGAUGAGACUGGAAAUCUAGUGAAGUCCACAUGCACCACCUUCUUGAAGACUCUGGAGGAGUGUAUGCAGAUUGCUAGCCGGACCUUCAAUCCAGAUCUUCUGAGUCGGACCCCUCCAGGCUCUCCUCCUGUGGCUACCAUCAAACCUCAGAAGAUCAAACCUGUUGAUCCAAGAAAUCAGCACCCAGGAGAAAAACAAAAGGACUUAACAAACAUCUCAGGAACAUCAGCACAUGACAGUGGACCAGAAAACGAACCACCUCCAUCUCCUCAAGAAGACAUGCCUACAUCUAAUACAGGAAGUGGUUUAAUGGAAGACCAAAAGGAGCCCAUGGAGCCUCCUAUUGGCUCUUCAUCAAGCACAGAGGACCCUGAAGAAUCUGUAGGAGAGGAAAAGGACAAACCGACAGAAGAAGCAGACCUUGCCCAAAAAAAACAAGAGGAAGUCUCACCGAGCCCUACACAGAACAAAGAAGAGGUCACUGAAGAAAUCCAGGCUGACCUGGAAGUGAAUGAGCCUCAAUCUGAGAAUAAACAGGAAGAGGAAGAUAAGGUGGACACAUUCUUCAGUACCAUGAGCCACAGAUUUAGUGAUAUAAUACUGGAGGACGACAGUGGUAUUCCCACACAAGCCUUUUUGGAUUCUUGCUAUGCUAUAGUACCAGUUUUAGACAAGCUUGGACCAACUGUCUUUGCUCCAGUAAAAAUAGAUUUUGUGGGAAACAUUAAGAAAAUCCAGCAGAAGGUAGUGUCCGAUCCAGAGAGUUUCCCCACCCUGCAGAGCAUUGUUCUGCAUGAGGUGGAGACGGAGGUGGCACAGGUGCGCAACUCAGCCACAGAAGCGCUGCUGUGGCUUAAACGUGGACUAAAGUUCCUCAAAGAAUUCCUUUCUGAAAUCAAUAAAGGGAUGAAGGAUGUCCAAGGAGCUCUUAAUAAUGCAUAUGGAAAGACACUACGACAGUAUCACGGAUGGGUUGUUCGAGGUGUCUUUGCACUGGCUCUACGGGCCGCCCCGUCUUAUGAGGGCUUCAUGGCUGCUCUGGUUUCUCAUGAAGGCGAUGAGCUGAAGGAAGGCUUUAUGACCGGCAUGCAUCGAGACCUGGACGUCUACCUGCCUGCCAUGGAGAAUCAGCUGUCCAUCCUGGAUGCUCUCUAUGAGGAGUACGGCUUGGAAUCAGACGAAGUCGUGUGACUAACACAAACUCACCGGCACAGCGAACAGAGCUUGCUUCUGACGGAGCUCAUCGGUUUCAGUGGUGAAGUGUAACUUCCGCUACAGUAACCAAACCCAAAGUUAGUAUUGAAGAAGACAGGGAGGUUACUGUGAGAGCAAGGCUCAGUACUAGCAUGUUGGAUAAUGUGGCAUCUGCAGACUCUAGUAAGUCAUCCCUGCAAAAUUUUACCGGCCGCAUCAAAAUAAUGCUAGCUGAAGGGGGCAGGGUGUGAUUCCAAGUGUUUUCAGGGAACAGCUAUAUUUUUAGAAACCUUCAGUGGCGUGAUCAAGUGUUUUGUUGACAUUGGUUGUGUUUUUUCAUGCACUUUUAGGCAUGAGAGUACAAACGGCAGAUAAGCUGAAGGUAUUGUAUUGGCAGUGAAAGUAUUAGUCGCAGUAUCCUUAUUUACAGCAAAACUGCACAUGUGCUUUUCUUCUCAUUUGAAAUAUCACAUUACUUUGUUCAGAUACUCGCAUCUCACUCGUUUUAGACUAGCACAAGACUAAGAAGUUAUUUGGCGACUUUUGGGGAUUCGGAUAAACAUGCAAUGUAUUUGUAAAACCAAGUACUUAUGUUAAGUAUACCGAUACUGUGGUGGGCUAUUUUUGCAGUGGCAUAAUCUUAGUUUAAACACAUUGACAGUGGUUUAAGACUUGGUGAGAGGGACCAAAGGAGAGUUUCUAUUUAAUGAUUUAGCAGAGAGAUUUCCUCUACAAAAGGAAAGAUGUCAUGAUAUUUCCUCAGUGACUUUAUUUAUUGACUUAUUUAAAUGAAUAUUAAUUAUAACUGUUGAUUUUAUUGUAAGUAUCAAACUAUGCUUACUCUCAAAUCAUAUGAAUGAUACUAAUGUGUGCAUGUUACGUUGCAUGGGUUUUGUUUUUAUAUUUCAAAAUGAGUCAGAUUUAGAUUACUAAAUGAUUAGCACAUAAUAUGAGGAUGACUGUUCUCUUAGGUUUACAUUUGAUUCUAAAUGCAUUCCACAAAGUUUUAAACUAAAAUUAGACGAACCAUUGACUUUAUGCCUUCCUAACAUUGUAAAUGUCAGAUUUUUCAUGGUGUUCCAAACCUGUAUGACUUAUAAAUGCUGAGAUAUUUCUUAAAAUAUCUUCUAUGUUCUACAUAAGACAUUAAGUGAGGGUGUUGACAAACCUGUAUGAGUUUCUUUCUUCUGUUGAACACAAAAUAAGAUACAGCUGAAGUCAAAAGUUUACAUACACCUUGCAGAAUCUGCAAAAUGUUAAUAAUUUUACCAAAAUAAGACGGAUCAUGAGUCCCUUGUUCUUCAGAAAAAUAGUAGUAAAAAAUAGUUCCCAGAUAGUACGUCUGCAAGAUUACUUGAUCUAGAAAGCAUCAGCUGUGUACAUACAUCUGACAUACAUCUGUAAGAUGUCAGUUUUACAUACAUUCUAAAUCAUAAACAUCUUAAAGACAUCUAACAGACGUCUAUUUGACAUCUGAUAGGAAACGUCCUAUCUAAAAAAUAAGUUUUGCAGAUGUAAAUGCAGACGUCAAAUAGAAGUCUCUGAGAUGUACGUGUGCUAUCAGGUGAGGGACUCAUAUGCAACUAUUACAGAAUGUUCAAACAUUCACUGAUGCUCCAUAAGAAAACAAUCCAUUAAAAGCCAGGGGGUGAAAACUUUUGAACAGAAUGAAGAUGUGUGCAUUUUUCCUAAUAUGUGUGCAUAUUUUGCCUAAUUGUCAUAUUUUGUUUUGUUUAGUACUUCCCCUCAGAGGCUAUAGAAGAUAUUUAAAUGUUUCCCAGAAGACAAAAUAAGCUAAAUUUACCCUGAUCUUUAAAUUCAAAAGUUUUCACCCCCCGGCUCUUAAUGCAUUGCUUUUCCUUCUGGAGCAUCAGUGAGUGUUUGAACCUUCUGUAAUAGUUGCAUGAGUCCCUCACCUGAUAGCACACGUACAUCUCAGAUACGUCUAUUUGACGUCUGCAUUUACAUCUGCAAAAUGUAUUUUUUAGAUUGUCCUCAGUUGUCCUCAGUGUGAAAAGACGGAUCUCAAAACCAUACAGUCAUUGUUAGAGGGGUUCAAAUACACAAAAAUGUGGAAAAAACACAGAAUUUGUUGGACAUGAAGGAAUUUUCUGAAGAAUAGCAGGCAGUUCAACUGUUCAGGACAAACAAGGGACUCAUGAACAACCAUCACUAAACAAAACAAUAAACAACUGUGGAUCAUUCAGGUAACAACACAGUAUUAUGAAUCAAGUGUAUGUACAUUUUUGAACAGGGCCAUUUUUAUAAAUUAUUUUCUCUUUGUGCAUUUUGUAUGAUCCCUCUUAUUUUGGUAAAAUAAUUAACAUUUUGCACAUUCUGCAAGGUCUAUGUCUUUUGACCUCAACUGUAUUUUGAAGAAUGUUACAAAUCAGUAACAAAUCUGUUGACACAGCUAUUGACUUCCAUAGUAUGGAAAAAAUAUAUAUGUUUGGAAGUCAGUGGCUACCAUCAACUGUUUAGUUACCAACAUUUUUCGAAAUAUCUUAUUUUUGGGUAACCUAUCCCUUUAAAUUUAAUUGAAAAGCAGAGCUCUGUUAUAGCAGCAUUAAGGAAUAGCACACAGGAUCCAUAUUGUCAUUCACUAGUAUUAAAAUGUGUCUACAUGUUAUGCAUUUUAUAUGUAUUUGUAAUUUUUAAAUUGUAUGUCAUUUAUACUGAAUUGCCUGCAGUGUUUUUAAUCUUUUUAUUCACAAAAUAUGCAAAAUUUCAUGCAAAAUAGAUGGGUUUUGUAUUUUCAAAGUCAUUAGGUGACCAAUAACAGGCAUUAUCCAUUCAAGUGACCAUUUUAGACACAAGUAAUGUGACAUCGUUGUUAUGAAACUCAAUCCUUCAAUAUCUGGAUGUGGUUGCUGGGAUACUCUCGCCACAACAAGGAUGAUCUCUAGACUCAAUAAUAAGGGCCAAGAAUAGAAGGAUUGUUUUUACAUGCACUUGUGCAUGUGUGAUAGAGGGAAAACGCUUUCUGAGGUUUUUGUUUGUCAGAACACACACCAAAUAACCAGAGGCAGUGGUUUGCUCUGAAUGUUUUGAGAAUGUAUUCUAGUAAAUAAAUAUACUACUACAAUCGUACAGAGUUAUUUUAAAUGGGCGUCACAACAGUUCUGAGAGAAGCAAUAUUGCAUUCCAAACUUGAUGGAAACACUUUACCUAUGCGGCGUUGCUUCAUCCAUUUCCAGGGGAUGAUGGGAAAACAUUCGGGAGAACAUCUUGGGCAGGCGGCACGGUGGAAUUGCCACUUGGAUGCCAAAUUAACCUCUUGCAACACCCCCAGUACUCUAUCAAAAACUUCUUGGCCCAUGAACAGAGUUUUCCAGUGACCUGAAUGGAAGCUUCUUGGAAGAAGAGGUCUACUAUGUUUAUUAGAUUUCAGCCAGCCAAGUAGAAAGUAAAUUAUUUUUGAUUAAGCAAUAUCACACAAGCUUUUGUACAUGAGUUCAUUUAACAACAAUUUAAUAUUGAGUUUACACAGUUUAUGCAUUCCACUGCGUUGCUUUGUGAGACUGUGACGUAUGUAACUUGAGCUAAGGUCUCGCGUCUUUUGCAAUGCACAUGACAGUAUUUUAAAAAAUGUUUUUAAAAGCAAAAAUGCAUUUUCUGUGAAUGAUCCCUAGUGAUGUUUUGUUCCUAAAUGAAUCAAGAUUCUUCGAAUAAAUUGAGGAAAUUAUUCAGUGCCUACCUACUGGAUGGCGUAAUGAAUAUUGUUGACGUUAUCACUG
This is a messenger RNA of Labeo rohita (rohu), 5478 nucleotides long. RefSeq names its product pleckstrin homology domain containing, family A (phosphoinositide binding specific) member 8 (gene plekha8). Gene Ontology annotation, biological process: ceramide transport; intermembrane lipid transfer. Gene Ontology annotation, cellular component: cytosol; cytoplasm; membrane. Bases 98 to 1738 code for a protein of 546 amino acids. NCBI's taxonomy places the organism in Eukaryota, Metazoa, Chordata, Actinopteri, Cypriniformes, Cyprinidae. Gene Ontology annotation, molecular function: ceramide 1-phosphate binding; ceramide 1-phosphate transfer activity. The transcript is spliced from 13 exons. The record is from RefSeq and is a predicted model, not a curated record.